This is a messenger RNA of Triticum urartu, 1265 nucleotides long. RefSeq lists its product as uncharacterized. Lineage: Eukaryota; Viridiplantae; Streptophyta; Magnoliopsida; Poales; Poaceae. Gene Ontology annotation, cellular component: nucleus; preribosome, small subunit precursor; cytosol. Gene Ontology annotation, biological process: ribosomal small subunit export from nucleus; ribosomal small subunit biogenesis. The record is from RefSeq and is a predicted model, not a curated record.
CAGCCCUGAUAAAACGGGAUCGCAUUUUCUCUCGGAAAAAUAAACUCCACACAGAUCGGAAACCUCACCGCACGCCACAGCCUUCCCCGCCCGCCCCAUCCGCCACCGUCGCCAUGGGCAGAGGCCGAGGAGGCCGCAACCGCAAGCCCCGCAACUCCGCCACCUUCCGCCUCUGCCCGCGCCCCGGCGCCGCCGACCCCUCCGACCGCGUCCUCGUCCGCGUCGACGGCAACCAGUACCACGUCCCCGGCCUCGACGACGACGACGACGCCUGCUACUUCGAGGGCGCCUUAGGGGACGACGGCGCCGAGCCCUCGUCCUCCCCAUCUGGGGCCGCCCUCCCCGACCACGUCCGCCGCGCGAUCCUCGAGCUCGGCCUCCCCGACGACGGCUACAACUACCUCGCCCACAUCCGCGAGAUCCGCCCCUCAUACUCCUCCACCGGGGGCGGGGGCUCGUCCGCCGUGUUCCUCCCCACCCGCCGCGCCGCGCGCUGCGGCCUCCCGCUGAGCAUCAAGGCAUACGACGCGCGUGGUGUUGAUGUUGGUCUGGACAAUGUCGCCGCAACGGGAGCGCUGAUUCCAGUGGAGGAGGCUAUCGACCCGGAUAUCACCGACCUGCUUGAGGAGAGCGAGGUGCCACCGGGGACCUCGGAGGAUGAGAAUGAGGAUGAGGAGAGCGAGGUGCCACCGGGGAUCGUGGAAGAUGACAAUGAGGAGAGUGAGGGGCCAUCGGAGACCUCGGAGAAUGAGGAUUCAGAGCUGGAGGACGAUUUUGUUAUCAUUGCAAAUCAGCCUGAGCAGGAAGACCAGAUGGAUCUGGAGGAUGAUUUUGUUAUCCUUGCAAACCAGCCUGACGGCGAAGAGCAGAUGGACAUGAUGGGCGGUAGGUUGGCGCGAGGCAGUUUCGCAGCUGCCUUAUGGGCAUGUUAAACUGCUUGCUUUGGGAAAGAAUGAUGCGGUGAAGAUGGCCGUGAUAACCAAGGCUCAGAAAGCUUUUAGGGGUCCGUCCUUGUCGGCGCACCUUGUGUGCUGAUUAUUUAUCUUAUAUAUAUUGUGUUGAUAGUGAACUGUUUGUCAUAGCAAUUCGAUUGUCAGUAGGAAUAAUAUUGAACAUUUGUGCCAAAUGUUGCACGCACUAAGUUAGGUUUCCUUAGUAGAUAAAAGUUAUGGGUGAUGUACGAUAUUCAUCUUCUACUGUACCGCUCUCCCAAGAUUAUGUUUCAAAACUCGUAAUUCAGGAUGUACAAAGUUAUCGUUGUCUCA